Talaromyces stipitatus ATCC 10500 is the source of this 825-nucleotide messenger RNA. Its product is annotated as alcohol dehydrogenase. The record is from RefSeq and is a predicted model, not a curated record. The transcript is spliced from 4 exons. Lineage: Eukaryota; Fungi; Ascomycota; Eurotiomycetes; Eurotiales; Trichocomaceae. The coding region runs from base 1 to 825 and encodes 274 amino acids. Gene Ontology annotation, molecular function: oxidoreductase activity, acting on the CH-OH group of donors, NAD or NADP as acceptor.
AUGGCACCCCCUCAGCUUUUAGUAGGCAAAGUAUGCGGUAUAACGGGUGGUCUGACUGGUAUCGGCAGGGAAAUAGCACUAGACUACCUUCGACACGGCGCAAAAGUUGCCGUUAACCAUCUCGGUGGGCCGAAUGAUGAGUCGUUGGUUAAAUCAUUCCAUAAAGAUGCAGAGGCCGUGAUACGUGAGCUCAAUCACAGCUCAAUAGACGGAACGAGACAGUUCAUCACCGUGGCCGGCGAUAUCUCUAAACCUGAGACAGGGGCGGAUUUCGUGGCCAAGAUUGUUGAAGCAUUUGAGCGGUUGGAUGUGUUCAUUAGUAAUGCUGGCGUCUGCCAAUUUGCUGAAUUCUUAGAAAUUGAACCCUCCCUCCUCUCCCAAACAGUAAACAUCAACCUCUGCGGGGCAUUCUACGCAACACAAGCCGCAGGCCGCCAAAUGGCUCUUCACCAAUCCCCUUCUGGCGGCUCAAUAAUCGGCAUAAGUUCCAUCUCAGCUCUGGUAGGGGGUGGUCAACAAUGCCACUACUGUCCCACCAAAGCCGGCGUUUUAUCACUCAUGCAGUCCACCGCAGUUGCAUUGGGGAAGUAUAAUAUCAGAUGUAAUGCGUUAUUGCCGGGGACGAUUAGGACGCAGUUGAAUGAUGAGGAUAUGAGUGAUGAGAAGAAGAGAACGUAUAUGGAAGGGAGGAUACCGCUGGGUAGAUUGGGACAACCGAGGGAUUUAGCGGGACCGGCGGUGUUUUUGGCUUCGGAUGAGCUGAGUGGUUAUGUCACUGGUGCACAGAUAUUGGUUGACGGCGGUUUGUUUGUGAAUCUACAAUAA